AUGACAAACGGUCAGGACAGGCAGGACAUGUUCCAUAGCAUAAAGGUUUUUGUUCGCCUGUACAAGGAACGUCGUCGUGGAAGACUACGAUGCUUCAACUGCAACAAGCGAGGGCAUAAAAAGGCCCAGUGCCCCAUGCCGAAAAAUAACACUGGCCAGCUGGCGCUAUCUACAACCCCCCUGCAUUCAACGCCGAAGGCUGAACUCGAUGAUACCAAAGCCGAACUUGUCGUGGUCAAAGCUGAACCAACAACAUAA
This is a messenger RNA of Clonostachys solani, 258 nucleotides long. The record is from the annotation of a GenBank genome assembly. Lineage: Eukaryota; Fungi; Ascomycota; Sordariomycetes; Hypocreales; Bionectriaceae.